Molecule: messenger RNA, 837 nt
Organism: Lutra lutra (Eurasian river otter)
Lineage: Eukaryota; Metazoa; Chordata; Mammalia; Carnivora; Mustelidae
Product: translation initiation factor IF-2-like
Exons: 3
Coding region: 1-837 (278 amino acids)
Source: RefSeq, a predicted model, not a curated record
AUGGCCGAGUGCCCCUCCCCUGCGAAGCCAGCCCUGCAUUUCUCCCAGGACCCCAUGUCAGCACCAGCUGCCCAGCUGCUUCCCUCUGUGCACUUCCCCUCUGCCUCAGCCCACAGCGAGCCCCAACCAGGCUCCCAAGACCCGCGCCCCGGCCUGGCGCGGCCCCUGGGCUUUGUGCCCAGGGUCCCCCGCCGCCCGCGCCCUACCGGGCACCGGGACCACAAAGCCAGGGCAGGCUGCGUCGGGCCGGGGGUCCCGCGUGCGCCCCCGCCCAGCCCCUGCGGGCGCGCGCCCGCCCACGCCCCUCUCCCCGGGGGCGCGCCCGUCCGCGGCCCCCGCCCGCGCCCCCCUGUUGCCCCAGACGGCCUCUCACCUCGUGUGCGUCGGCGGCGGCGCUCCGCCCGCCGGCCGGCCGGCCCUGCCCGCGGCGCCCCGUCCUCGGCGCCCAACUCGCGCCGCCUGCGCCCGCCCCGUCCGCCCGCCGCCGGCCCGGCUCGGCUCCCCGCCCAGCGCGCCCUGAGCGCCGCUCACAGCCGCCCGCCUGGCGCCAUCUUGGAAGCUUGUGACGUCGGCGCCGCCCGCUCACCCCUGACCCACAUCUCAAUGGGCGAGCGGCGGGGCGGGGCCGGAGGCGGGAUGGGGGCGGGCUCUUGUGGUGCAGGGGCGGGACCGCGACCGCACCCCGAAACGCCCGGACCGCCCACCCACCACCCCCAACCCCGGGAAGAGAACUCUGGACCCCCACAGGCCCACGCCCAGCCUGCGCCCUCAGAGCUGACCCCCUUCGAGCCUAAGCCUGAGCCUGACCCCUCCGAGUUCCUCAUCAGGAACCCCUAA